Messenger RNA from Racocetra persica, 212 nucleotides. NCBI's taxonomy places the organism in Eukaryota, Fungi, Glomeromycota, Glomeromycetes, Diversisporales, Gigasporaceae. The record is from the annotation of a GenBank genome assembly.
AAAGACGUCCUUCCAUGGAGGAAGUUUUUCUGCAAUUGGAAUCGAAUUCCUCAAAAUUAGAUCCUAAAUACAAUGAUACUGAUCAGGAUUUUAAAGAAAAUAUUAAUAAUUAUGAUUCUAAAAGCGAUGAUAUUGAUAAUGGAAUUUCUAAAAUAAUCGAAAUGAUUGGAAGUAAAAAGUUAGAAUUGCACAUCGACAGUGAAAUCAUGUAA